GUUUCCACUUUUUGGUUUCGCAUUCUAGCCCUCGGCCACACCUUUUUUUCUGGAUGCCGCAGUCAUGUUAGACGCAUCUCAGCCUUUGAUGAGCCUUUUUUUAUUAUUAUUAUUAUCUCGCACUAUUACUAUUACUUUGGAGCAUAGCCCGACAUGUGCCAGGGGCAUGCAAGGUAGAACAGCAUUGUCUUGUUUCCUAGUAUUUUUGGAGCGUGGCAGCUCUCGGAUACCACCAAAAGGGGCCCGGUUGGGAUGAUUGCAUGGUGUUUUGGCGUUUGACGGCGCGAGGCCGAACGAAAUUUGCAGCGUCUUUUUUUAUUUUUCAUGGCAAUGUCACGGUGUUGGUCAAUAGCCAACCGUUGUAGUUUAUGCAAAAAAAGUUGCAAUGAUAUGGAUUUUGUUGGACAGGCUGGUCGUCUCGCUUCGAGACGGGAUUCGCGCAAACAGGACCAAUGUGGAUGCCAACAAGACAAGCUGUUUCCCAAGCAACAAAGACAGGCGCACAUGCAUGGCAUGCCGCAACCGCACAGCACCCUGGUCAGGUAUCUGGCUUAGGCGUGCUACCCGCGCUGCACGGCCUACAGGUAGCGCGAACCAUCACCCGCUCGCCUGCCCGAUGGCUUCCAACUUGAUCUGGAGUCUGAGCCGAGUCGAGAAGUGGUGGGCGGCAUGUUAUCUCAAGACGGACUACGCUACUCGGGUCAUGGAGACGGCCAUGCAAUGCAGGCCAAAGGGGAGUCCAAGACGGCAGGUGCGAAGGGGGGCCGUGUAUGUAUGUAUGUAUGUAUGUGUAUGUACAUAUGUGGCAUGUAUGUAUGUGUGUAUGUGUAUGUAUGCUGCGUACCCAGCCUGUAGGCAUGGCGACGGGGAGGAAGGGAAGGGGGGCCCUCUGUCGCAACGAACCCACUCCCUCUGCAACCGGGCCUGCACUCUGCACUGUGUCUGCACUCUGGGCACUCAGACUCUCCACACUCGGAGGCACUUCGUAUCUCCGCGUGCGGCCGUCGCCUUAACCUACGGCGAUGCAAGUACAGGUGUACUACUACGAUUCGACUACUCGACUACUCGACUACUCGACAUGCACAGCAAAUAGGCGCUGCGGCGCCGUGGCUUUGACCUCUCCCGCACCGCGCCCGCCCUCGACUGAGCACCAGCCAGCAAUGGGCAGCGGCCGCAGCCUUCUUGGGGCCCCUCCCCUCGCCC
Bipolaris sorokiniana ND90Pr is the source of this 1203-nucleotide messenger RNA. RefSeq lists its product as uncharacterized. The record is from RefSeq and is a predicted model, not a curated record. NCBI's taxonomy places the organism in Eukaryota, Fungi, Ascomycota, Dothideomycetes, Pleosporales, Pleosporaceae. The transcript has a single exon. Bases 386 to 1093 code for a protein of 235 amino acids.